UACUUGGUAGGCGGAUCACUAUACCCAGAGAUGUGGCCUCUGGCCAUUAGCUCCAAAUACAAGCACAUCUGUAUCCUGUGAUGUAGAAUGAAAUUGUACAUGUGUGCAUGUUUACAUUAGUUUGUCAUCAUGAUUAAGCUGACAUUGUUGAGCGUUCUGGUCACCUGUGCGUGGGCUUUCCCUCAGAAGUCUGUGGAGUGGUUUGAGCUUUCUGUUGCCAAAAAGGUUGUAACUGCCAACAAAACAGUUCAGCUGACAUACCAGCCAUACACCGAGCAGUGGCAGAAGUUUAAGGUUCAACAUGGAAAAUCAUAUGAAGGUGAUGAAGAAGACCGUAGAUUUGGAAUCUUUGUAGAGAAUGUGAAGAAGAUAGAAUCUCACAAUGCACUUUUCUUGGCUGGGAAAAAAUCUUUCUUCCUUGGGUUAAACCAAUUCACUGACUGGGAAUUUGGAGAAUUCAGUCAGUACAAUGGUUACCAGCCCAAGUUUAACUUGACCAAACCUUUGGACAGAGCCUCAUACUUGUCUCCUAGCUUUGUCAAUCUACCCAAGACUGUAGAUUGGAGAGAGAAGGGCUACGUUACACCAGUGAAGAACCAGGGUCAGUGUGGAUCUUGUUGGGCCUUCAGCACUACUGGAUCUCUGGAAGGCCAGCAUUUCAAGAAGACAGGUACUCUGGUAUCCCUCAGUGAGCAGCAGCUUGUGGACUGCUCCAAGUCAUUCGGUAACCAGGGUUGUAAUGGUGGACUGAUGGACCAGGCCUUCCAGUACAUCAAGGCUAACAAGGGGCUGGACACAGAGGAGACCUAUCCAUAUGAUGCUAGGGAGGAGAAAUGCCACUUUGACCCCUCUGAUGUUGGAGCCACUGACACUGGGUUUGUUGAUGUGACAAAGGACGACGAGGACAAACUGAAGGAAGCUGUUGCCACAGUGGGCCCUGUCUCAGUAGCUAUUGAUGCCAGUCACUCGUCAUUCCAGAUGUACCGUGGAGGCGUAUACGAUGAACCGGAGUGCUCUCAGACUGCACUGGAUCAUGGAGUGCUGGUAGUAGGUUAUGGAACUGAAGAUGAGCAGGAUUACUGGCUUGUUAAAAACAGCUGGGGAACAACCUGGGGAGAGGAUGGAUAUGUGAGGAUGUCCCGUAACAAAGACAACCAGUGUGGCAUUGCUUCUCAGGCCAGCUACCCUCUUGUCUAAACGAAAAUUGGAUACAUGAUAUGGACUCAUGACGAGAUAUGUUGUGAGAGAGUUCUCCUCAGCAAAGAUCUGAUGACAAGGAUCUCACUUCUGAACAAGAAUGUCUUUCUAGGACGUUACAAAGCCUCAAAACCUGUUUUUACACAACUUUCCAUUGUAAAUGGGAUUCCUAUCAAAGAAACAUGAUGGACUCCGUGGUAGUUUUAAGCUGUCUUUGGGUUUGUCUUGUCCUGCUUGGUUUUUACCAGUUGUCUAAAUAUUUACAAUGACAUAAUCCAUCAAGAAGUGAGUGUGGUGUAAUUUGCAUGUGUGCCAACAUGAAAGACUGCCUAAAGUAUAUUCUGUGUGAUUGAAUGUACAGGUAUGAAUUAAAAAAUAUUAAAUCAGUGAGCAAAUAAGAAUAAGAUAUUUAAUAUUAUUAAAGAAAAAAUAAUAAUAAUCCAAAAACCAAGAAAAACCAAAACAAGCCUUUGAGUGUGUGUUGAUACAGUCGUAUAUUUCCAGAUGAUUUGUCCUUUGUAAAUAUCAAUCUCACCAUCGCAGCUAAGAUAAUUUUUAUAAGUGAUACGUGAUUGAAUUUGGUGAUUUGUGACUUCUUGUUAUACAGUUUUACCCCAAGAUUUGAAAACAUUCCCUAAAAUGUAAUCUGUUUUUACCAGUAUGUAAGUUAAGAUUCUGAUGUUGGUGCUUAUACCUUCAACAUUACCCCCUCCCCCCUCCCCUCCCUUUUUUUUUUCUUGGUGUUGCAAAUGUAGGAAUUUAUAUUGUGUUUUCACUGCAUGUCUUAAUAGUCCUGGUUGGGAUUAUUUUUCUUACUGUAUUCGUAUAUGUUUUUAUCCAAUUUCUUUCCUGUAAAAUAUCAAUUAACCUUGACGAUACCUUUUAACGAUAAAAUGUAAAAGUCCCUGCAGUCUGAGCGGAGAUUUUCUCCAUAUCUACUUAUGUUGUGGUAUGGUGAACGAUGAGAUAAUCAGAAAAUGAACUUGCAUGUUUACCGAUGUCCGUAUUCCAUACAAACAUUUUUACAUUUGCAUCUUAAAAAGAAUUGGUCAAUGCAAACAGGCUCAUUUUAUCACAUUAACAGCCAUUGUGUUACCUGAUCUGAUGCGUCACGGCUGGUAUUUUAUAUUUAAUAAAUGAAAGUGUAGUUGUAAAUGCAUCAGUGUCGUGUCUCUUCAGGAAGAAUUUUUAAAAUAAAAUAUUUUUUUUACACCAAA
Liolophura sinensis is the source of this 2414-nucleotide messenger RNA. Its product is annotated as procathepsin L-like. Bases 130 to 1197 code for a protein of 355 amino acids. The transcript has 10 exons. Gene Ontology annotation, molecular function: cysteine-type peptidase activity. Gene Ontology annotation, biological process: proteolysis. The record is from RefSeq and is a predicted model, not a curated record. NCBI's taxonomy places the organism in Eukaryota, Metazoa, Mollusca, Polyplacophora, Chitonida, Chitonidae.